Molecule: messenger RNA, 1071 nt
Organism: Populus trichocarpa (black cottonwood)
Lineage: Eukaryota; Viridiplantae; Streptophyta; Magnoliopsida; Malpighiales; Salicaceae
Product: oleosin 18.2 kDa
Exons: 1
Coding region: 458-907 (149 amino acids)
Biological process (GO): lipid storage; response to freezing; seed oilbody biogenesis
Cellular component (GO): membrane; monolayer-surrounded lipid storage body
Source: RefSeq, a predicted model, not a curated record
ACUUUUGUGAUCUCAAUUGAUACAAAAAUAAACCAGGGAAGGAUUGUUCUCACGGUGACAACCACUGUUCAGGUGAAGCCAAAAACCCACGCGUUUCCAUGCAUAAAAGCACAACUCAACAAUUUUUACUGAGCUGCAAUGGCAAUGUGGCAACAAAGAUCCCCAUCUUCACAAGCCACCUCAUCUUCUUUUACGUUUUUCAGUGUUUUCUUUUCUCUACAUUUCUUUGUUUUUUGUUAUUUUCCCGAACAGUGGCCCUGAAACUUGUUUCUCAUGCAAAACCCUUACUCACCAUCUUACCCUUCAACGUGUCGCCAUAUUGCACUUCCCACUCCUCUUUAAGACACCACCACCCCAUGUCGAUCUCUUCCUCACCUCUUGUCUCAGUUUAUCUACAUCCCAUAUCUUCAUUUUCGCUGCACAAACCAACCUCCUCGAAGUCGCGUUACCAUCGCCAAUGGCUGAUCGUAAGCAGCCACACCAAGUGCAAGUGCAUGGCUUGAGGGGUCAACAACAGCAAGGGCCAUCAGCCUCCAAAGUCCUAGCUGUGCUCACAAUGCUACCUGUAGGUGGUGGGCUUCUUGCACUUGCAGGUAUAACCCUAGUAGGCACCCUGAUCGGCCUGACUGUCACCACCCCUCUUUUUUUUCUGUUCAGCCCCGUUCUAGUCCCAGCUGCCCUUCUUAUUGGGUUUGCAGCGACCUCGUUUUUGGCUUCUGGGGCCUUAGGGCUGACAGGGUUCAGGUCGCUCUCCUGGGUUGCUAGGUACGUCCAGGAGGCUACCCGGACCAUGCCGGAGAACCUGGACCAGGCAAAGAGGUGCAUGCAAGACAUGGCAGGUUAUGUGGGGCAGAGGGCCAAGGAAGUGGGCCAGGAAAUCCAGAGGAAGGCACAUGAAGGGAAAUGAAAUCAAGUGAGGAAUAGUGUUGGUUUCUAGGGUUCUAUAUGCGAGGGCUGGUUUUCCAGAGGUACUUUGUUGUAUGUAGUUAUAAGAGAUCUCGAUUGCGAGAGUUAGCAUUGAGUUUGGUUUAUGAGCUCUACCCUUAGAAAGUGAGCAUUAGGUGUUUUGUG